AUGCCCGGAAGUAAACAAUGUACCACAUGUAACAAAGGUGGUUUCAUUAUGUUGUGUGAUCGAUGUCAACAGACAUUCUGUGAUAAACACAUCAAUGAUCAUCGACAGCAGUCGCCUCAUCAAUUAGAUAAUAUUCUUCAAGAACAUGACUUAAUUCAAGAUGAACUCAAACAUUCGUCCACAAAACAUUCGUUAUUUAAAAGCAUCGAUCAAUGGGAAAAAGAAUCCAUUGUUAAAAUACAAACCACAGCCGAAAAAACUCGAAAUGAACUACGACAAAUGAUCGAGGAAGCAAAAGAACGAUUGGCAUCAGCAUGUCGUGAAGUCGUCGAGAAUCUUCAAGCGGCCCGCGAAGCUCGACAGUUCUGCGAGAAUGAUCUUCAUCGAUCAAUGCAACAUUUACAACAACUGAAGACAAAAAUUGCUUCGCCAUUAUCUGUUGAAUUAAUCGAAAAUAAAAAUUCGGUCAUACAUUUGAUUGGUGUCAAGGGAACUGACUUCCUGCAUAAAGUAUUGGAGCAAACAAAGACCUAUUCCGUUACGAAACGUUUGCCACUAACAACACCGGGUAUCCAAGAAAAGUUUUCCAAGGCCAUCGGUCCGGCAGUGAUCAGCGAAGAAGGUUUUCUUGUCCGACAUCACGGCCAAAGUUCUACCUUUGCAUACAUCCUCGGUGAACAACUCUAUUCCAAAGGUCAACAUACCAUUCGUUUCAAAAUCGAACAAAGUCAAGUGCCUUACAACAUCUUUUUCGGUUGCAUCUCAUCUCAAGUAAAUUCGACUCAGAUUCAUCAUGAUUCACCUUGGGUAGCCGGAUGGUUUGGCUAUAACGAAGUUCAUCAUCAUGGUACGACUGAAAAAAACGUGCAAAUGCACGGUUAUGAUAGCGAUAAAAUUGAAACGUACGAUGUUUUAUCAUUGAUACUCAAUUGCGAUCAACGACAAAUCGAACUGUACCCCGAACGUUUGAAGAAAAUACACGAAUUAGCAAUUAAUAUAGAUGAAGCACCUUUACCAUGGCAACUCAUCGUCAUAUUAACAUAUAAAAACGAUUCGGUCAGGAUUUUACAUAAUGCUUAG
Molecule: messenger RNA, 1080 nt
Organism: Adineta ricciae
Lineage: Eukaryota; Metazoa; Rotifera; Eurotatoria; Adinetida; Adinetidae
Source: the annotation of a GenBank genome assembly